AUGAGCCAUGGAUAUGCUUAUCCUGAAUCCAUUGCAUCACUUGAGGGGACAGUGAAUGAUUUGAAGUGUGUCUGUCCUGCCCAUCAAUUGCUCUUAUGUUCUGUCUUUCUCCUCUCACAAUGGCUUUACUACCACAGGUUUAUUCCUGAGGACUGGUCUGCCUGCAGUGUGACCUGUGGGGUGGGCGUCCAGGUGCGGUUGGUGAAGUGCCAGGUGCUGCUGUCCUUCUCUCAGUCUGUGGCAGAUUUGCCCAUUGAUGAAUGUGAAGGACCCAAACCAGUGUCUGAACGAGCUUGUUACGGUGGUCCAUGCAAUGGAGAAACUGGUGAAGAGGCUGACCUGCUCUUUAGGGGCUCACAAGAUUUUGAUGAACUUUACGACUGGGAAUAUGAAGGCUUCACUGAAUGUUCUGAGGCUUGUGGUGGAGGUGUCCAAGAGGCUGUAGUGACUUGCCUGAAUAAACAGACCAGAGAAUUUGCAGAUGAAAAUCUAUGUGUGAGCAGUCGGCGCCCCCCACAGUUGCUGAGAUCUUGUAACCUGGAACCUUGUCCCCCAAGGUGGGAGAUGGGAAAAUGGAGCUCUUGCAGUCUCACUUGCGGUGUAGGAUUGCAAAUCCGCGAGGUCUUCUGCACUCAUCUCCUCUCAAGAGAGACUAAUGAGACAGUGACUUUGGAGGAUAAGCUGUGUCACAGACCCAAGCCUACUGGGGUACAAGCCUGCAACCGUUUUGACUGUCCUCCAUCUUGGUACCUUCAAGAAUGGCAACAGUGUUCACAGACAUGCGGAGGUGGCAUUGAGAGACGGGAAGUGCUCUGCAAACAGCGCAUGGCUGAUGGAAGCUUUCUAGAACUUCCGGAAACUUUUUGUUCCGCUUCACGGCCAACUUCCCAACAAGCCUGCAAAAAUAAGGACUGUCCCCCCGAAUGGCUCCUCUCAGAUUGGACACAGUGUUCUGUUAGCUGUGGAGAGGGAACCCAGACACGAAAUGCCAUUUGUAGGAAAAUGCUGAAUACUGGACUUUCUGCCAUUGAGAACUCAUCACUGUGCCCAUCUCUGCCACUCUCCUCCUUGGUCAGGCCAUGUGUGCUCAUGACUUGUGCAAGAGACCAGAGACCAGCUCACAAGCAAUCCCCUUUGAUACUGGCUCAAAAGAAAGUUUUUAUCCAGACAAGAAAGCAAAAGAAGUUGCAUUUUGUUGUUGGUGGAUACGCCUACUUGUUGCCCAAGACUUCUGUCAUUCUUCGAUGUCCUGUGAGACGAUUCCGGAAACCAAUGAUCACGUGGGAGAAAGAUGGCAAACGACUCAUCAGCUCCGUUCACGUUACCAUUGCGCCCUAUGGCUACAUGAAGAUCCAUCGAUUAAAGCCUUCCGAUACCGGUACAUAUACUUGCACAGCAGGACCAGCUCAGGAACAUUUUGUGAUUAAACUCAUAGGAGGCCACAACAAAUGUACGGCCACCUUGUCAUCUAGGAUAAAAGACGAAGAAUCCUCAAGGAAGGUCAGUCUGAAUGAAGCUUUGCAUGGCCAGGAGAAGCAUCAGAAUAAAAUUUUCUUCAAUGGGAGCAAAACUGAAAAACGAGGACUUGCCUCUGAUCCUAGCCACCGGUAUGAUGACAUUGUCUCAAGGCUUCUGGAAUACAGAGGCUGGCCUCGGGUUAGUAUAGAGCCAUGGGAAGCUCAGGACUCCACAGAGAGAAAUAUUUCUUCGGAAGAAGACCAGGGUCAGGAUUACAACCUGCCUUUCACCAUGGUCGCCAAUCAGGAUCGUUUAGACGACAUCUUAAAAAAUUUGUCUCAACAGCCAGAGGAACUUAAGGAUGUCUAUAGCAAGCAGCUUAUCUCCCAGCUGGCCCAUGAAAUUUUCAAGAGCCAUUUGGAACAUCAGGAGUCUUUUUUCAAAACCCAGGGAAGGCAAGUCAGUUCCGCUUCAGUGGAAUUUCCAUUCACUAAGCAUUUUUCUGAGUUUAACAGAUUGUUGAGAACAUCUUCCUCCGAAGCCCACUUGUCCACAUCUCUAGAACUCAUAAAUGGUUCACGUGGGCCUCAUAAGAAACCUGCCAUCUUGAAGAAGAUCUCUGCAGCACAACAACUAUCCGCAUCCGAAGUUGUGACCCAUUUGGGACACACUGUAGUUCUAGCCAGUGGGACAUUAAGCGUACUUCUUCACUGUGAAUCUGUUGGAAAUCCAAGGCCUAUCAUUACUUGGGCGAAGAAUGGAGAAGCUGUGCAGUACAACAAGAGGAUUCUUCUUCAACCAGAUGACUCCUUGCAAAUCCUAGAACCGGUCGAAGCUGAUGUAGGCUUCUAUACUUGCAACGCAACUAAUGUGUUGGGAUCUGACUCUGUCUCCAUUGCCAUCACAUUAGCAGGGAAACCGCUGAUAAAGACAUCAAGAACCGCUGUGACCAACCAGAACUUGCCAACUAUUUCGGUUGAUAUCGGAAGCACAGUGAAAACAAUUCCAGGGAUAAAUGUGACCAUUAACUGCCAAAUUGCAGGUGUGCCCGAGGCAGAACUUACCUGGUUCAGGAAUAAAACCAAGCUGGUCACUGACCUUCACAUCCACGAUGGGUCCCUACUGAUUCGAAACGUAUCUAUCUCAGACCAAGGAUCAUAUUCUUGCAGGGCUGCCAACAUCCGCGGGGAAGUAACAGAAAGCACACAGCUAUUAGUCCUCGACCCACCGCAACUCCCCCAUCAAUUUGAAGACAUGGCAGCCACUCUGUCACUCGUGGGGCCAGGCAUUCCUUCGGUGAUAACAUCUCCUUCAGGAACAAGAAAAAUAUUGAGCCAAGGAAGCUCUGUGCUCAUAGGCUGCCCAGUAAAUGGUCAUCCCACUCCUAACAUCACUUGGUUUUACGACGGUCAUCCCUUCCAUCUGCCCUAUCAGGUGUUAGCAUCUGGUCAGAUUCUCCAGAUCCUGAAUGUCAGCAAUGAUUAUCAGGGAGAAAUCAGCUGCAGGGCUCAGAAUGAGGCAGGCUUGCUUAUUCAAAAAACAUCUCUGGUCAUCCAAGAUUACCGAUGGUCAGUGGACAAGAUGUCACCUUGUUCAGCCUCUUGUGGCAACAAGGGUCUGCAAUAUCAUCAGCUGAAAUGCUUACUGGAUGGAACCCAGGUCAACAUAUCCCACUGUGUGGAAAAACCCAAACCAAAUCUGCAACCUGUGGCGUGCAACAGAAGAGAUUGCCCUUCAAGAUGGAUGGUGACAUCGUGGUCUCAGUGUACCCAAAGCUGCGGUGGGGGUAUCCAGUCCCGGAGGGUGACUUGUCAAAAACUGACAGCUGCUGGCAUUUCCGUACCUGCGUCCAGUGAUAUUUGUGCUCAGUUUGCUAAGCGUCCAGUAGAUACUCAGAGUUGCAAUAGACAGCUAUGUGUGGAAUGGGCAACUUCGGCCUGGGGACAGUGCAAUGGGCCUUGUAUUGGAUCUCGUCUGGCACUCCAGCACAGGCAGGUUUUUUGCCAGACCAGGGAUGGGGUCUCUGUGCCAUCUGACCAGUGCAGUUCCCUCCCAAGGCCUUUAAGCACUCAGAAUUGCUGGACAGAUGCCUGUGGUGUACACUGGAGGGUCAGUCUGUGGACUUUGUGCACUGCUACCUGUGGGAACUAUGGCUUCCAAUCUAGAAGAGUGGAAUGUGUACGUGUUCACACGAGCCAGCCUGUGCAAGAUCACCUAUGCGCUUGGAGACCAAGACCUGCUAACUGGCAGAGGUGUAACAUCACUCCAUGCGAAAAUAUUGAGUGCAGAGAUACCACCAGGUAUUGUGAGAAGGUGAAGCAGUUAAAGCUCUGCCAACUGGCACAGUUCAAGUCACGCUGCUGUGGGACGUGUGGAAAAGCAUGA
Messenger RNA from Protobothrops mucrosquamatus (brown spotted pit viper), 3843 nucleotides. RefSeq names its product ADAMTS-like protein 1. Lineage: Eukaryota; Metazoa; Chordata; Lepidosauria; Squamata; Viperidae. The record is from RefSeq and is a predicted model, not a curated record. Gene Ontology annotation, biological process: extracellular matrix organization. The transcript is spliced from 16 exons. Gene Ontology annotation, molecular function: metalloendopeptidase activity. Bases 1 to 3843 code for a protein of 1280 amino acids. Gene Ontology annotation, cellular component: extracellular matrix.